Zeugodacus cucurbitae (melon fly) is the source of this 3569-nucleotide messenger RNA. RefSeq lists its product as uncharacterized. The record is from RefSeq and is a predicted model, not a curated record. NCBI's taxonomy places the organism in Eukaryota, Metazoa, Arthropoda, Insecta, Diptera, Tephritidae. The transcript is spliced from 3 exons. Bases 321 to 1634 code for a protein of 437 amino acids.
GAGUUUAGGUAUUUCCCCUCGCGAUGGCAGGCACCUUGACGUGGUGCGGGGGCUUAGUCGAAUCAUUAAUCAGCUCUUCUUAGCAGACGGCAGUGUACACGUUUGAGUAUCAGUACUUGGGGGUGCACACUCUCUUCUCCUGUUUCGAGCUGUUUUUUGAACGAUGACCAAGUUCUGCCGAUCCCCCUAAUCCAGGGUGUAAAGCGACACCGUGCCCAUUGGAUGGUUUGCAGCCAGGGGGUUUAACAGACCGGCUGUAUUUGAACGGCGCCUUCCUGACACCGGGCCGCCUCAGGGAGUAACUAUGGCCUUACUGCGGCAUGGGGCGCUGUCGUGGUGUACCGUUUGAAUUCCCCAUUAUAUUAAUUAGACUACUGAGCUCGCCUCGUCGAGCAGGUGGUCGUACGAACAAGAUGAAGUCAACUAACUAUACAAAUUACAAUUCAAAUCAACAAGUUUUAACUCAGUUAAUAGGUCAACUGAUGAGAAGUGGCAACUCCCCAAGUGGCUAUAGAGGAAGAAGUGGUGGUGCGGCCAGACAAAGAGGCAGCAUCCGACGCACAGCCACAAGAAUAAGGCGUCGACCUGGAAUUAGAUCACAGGGUAGUGUACCAGUGCGCAGACCGUUGUCUACUAGGCCAUCAGGUAGCGGUGCGAGGAAACCUACAUCAGCACCGGCAACACAAAAGCGAAGUGCCACAGAAAGUAGUGCUGCACCUGAUAAGAAAAAAGUCGCUCUGGAUGACAAAGCAAAAAGUGCAGAGACCACUAAGGAGAGUAAAGCAAAACCAAACGAUCCUUAUUUGAAGGGAUUGUGCGAGUCUGGUGUGCGAUGGUAUUUGCGUUAUUUGAAGGAAGGACUAGAACCGCAAGCGGCGUGCAAAAAAGCUUGGGAGCAACGUACUGAACCUGUAGAAUAUGAACCGCAAUGGGGAAAAGAGUUCCAACCAAGAGAAGUCGAAGAAGAACCCAAAUACCGAUCGCGGAUACGAAGAAGACCAGCGAAAAACUCUGAAAUCAAUGAGGAUUACCGCAUCGCAGUACAUCCCAAAGAUUUUCCAGAUCAAAUGCUCGAUUUGGACUCUGUUAUAGCGCUGGAAGAGGCUAUUGCGGCGGAGAUAGCAAAAGGAGCCACUGCAAAACUGCAAUUCGCCAAUGCACAUUUACGUCCAGGUGCAUUACUCUGUGAUUGCGUAAAUGAAGAAACCGUCAAUUGGCUAAAAGAUAUUGUCACCAAGUUAUCCGACUGGGAGGGCCCAGCGCUGACAACAAGCCAAGAACGUGUCAUUCCAGAUGCAUACGUCAUGACAGCAGCGUUGCCGAAGAGCAUUGAUCAAGAUUUCAAACGCACAUUAGCCUUGCUUGCGGCGCAAAAUGAAGACUUAAAUACCGAAGUGUGGAAAUUAGUGAAUGAACGCGUGGAGGAUGGAAAGCAAGUGGUGACGAUACUUGUAGAUAAGGAUUCUUUCAAUGCAAUGAAGCGAAAUGAAUGGAAGCUUUAUUAUAGAUUUGAUAAAGUCUACGUACAUUUCCAUCGCUACUUACGUUAUGGCAAACCUACUUUAUGGAUAACGAACCCCAGUUGUCACAAACAAAAUCAGGUGAAACCACCUGGCCCAUCAAGUGCAGUCUAAAUAAAAUGUUAAAAACUUUUGUGUGUGUACCGUUGAACGAAGUGAUUUCAUUGGCUUUCCACUUGGAACAUCUCCAGAUUUCCUUGCAAUAAAUAGAAGCAUCAGCUGUAGUUAAUAUAACCAACAAAUGAGUUCGUUGUUGGCGUUUAUGCUGCUUCAGUGUCGCCAACACUUGUUCAGGUAACUUUGGUAUGUGCUCACCUGUCGGAUGGUAACCAUUGGCAUCGGCUACAUAAGUCAUCGUGAUGGGUAUGCCUUCGGCCGAAAUGUAUUGCACCACGCCAGUAUGUCCGAACUCAUUUCCCGCUGCUUUUGUUGUAAUGCCGUUGGAUGUCUGGAACUCAUAAUGAAAGUCACCUUGUACAUUCGGCGCCUGGUUCUUGUAGUAAAUGGUAUGUGCAUCACGAUCAAGUGAUUUGACAGCCGCAUGUACAGGCUGCAAGUGUGCAAGUGCAAAGAUAUUACAGAAGAGGACACACAAGAGGAGACGUUUAAACUGCAGAUAGAAGGGAGAAGAACAAAACACAAAAACAACUCACUGUUUAUUAUCCAUAAAGUUUAGCGAUUAAGCCAGUAAAACCAUGUGGUGUAUUAAGAACAAACCAUUGUUUGGAAAUGUAGUCCAUCUACGCAGUAUCGAAUUUUACGUGUCACCCGCAUUGUAAACAACAUUCCCAUAAUAUGAUUUGUGGUGGCGUCUAAUGACACAGCUGACUGGGAUUGAUUACUUUCUGGAAGCGCCGUCGGCUGCAAGUUCAGUUAACAGUACGUUUAUUUAUUUUCGCACACACACAAACACACGCGUACACGACGGCCGUUUAGAACAACACAACGAAUCUGCCGCUGCCGGAAUCGCAACGUAAUGAAGCGGGUUUCUGUUGCGGUGGACGCUUUUAUAGAUGCGUCGCUGAUAUGCAAAUUAAUUCGGCAAACAAUUCUGAAAAUAAAAAGAUAAAAUUUGUCGCCGAAUUAUUUUAGUGCCACAAAAAUGACUGACAUAUUCAACCCUCUGCAAGUUGUUUAUGUCAACUCGAGCAUUUGAUGCGACGUGAUGCCUGCGUCUAUUACACACGCAGCAAUGAGUAAUAACGGGUGAUUUUUUUGAGGUUAGGAUUUUCAUGCAUUAGUAUUUGACAGAUCACGUGGGAUUUCAGACAUGGUGUCAAAGAGAAAGAUGCUCAGUAUGCUUUGACAUUUCAUCAUGAAUAGACUUACUAACGAGCAACGCUUGCAAAUCAUUGAAUUUUAUUACCAAAAUCAGUGUUCGGUUCGAAAUGUGUUUCGCGCUUUACGUCCGAUUUAUGGUCUACAUAAUCGACCAAGUGAGCAAACAAUUAAUGCGAUUGUGACCAAGUUUCGCACUCAGUUUACUUUAUUGGACAUUAAACCAACCACACGAAUGCGUACAGUGCGUACAGAAGAGAAUAUUGCGUCUGUUUCUGAGAGUGUGGCUGAAGACCGUGAAAUGUCGAUUCGUCGCCGUUCGCAGCAAUUGGGUUUGUGUUAUUCGACCACAUGGAAGAUUUUACGCAAAGAUCUUGGUGUAAAACCGUAUAAAAUACAGCUCGUGCAAGAACUGAAGCCGAACGAUCUGAUAAUUAAUAUGAUCCGAUAAUUAAACAACCAUUAUGUGAAGUGCACUUUGAAGUGAUCGUUAUGAAUCUAGUUUGGCACGUUUGCUGUAUGUGUGUCAUUGUGCGGAAUUUAAUAAAUCGUAUGUAUUGCUUAAUUUCAACCAUAUUAAUUGAACGAGAAGCUGGAGUUGUCAACCGGCCAGUACACAAAUCAUAAACAUAAACAAAAAAUUCAAUUCACCAAUUUCUACAUAUGUAAGCAUGUAUUGCGAUAGGAGCCCUAUGGAGCAAGCAUAUUUAUAUCAGUAUCAAAUAAAUAAAAUCUUCAUUUGUGCGCCGAUGUGGUAGCCACUAACUAAAA